Messenger RNA from Aspergillus saccharolyticus JOP 1030-1, 1950 nucleotides. Its product is annotated as sulfite oxidase. Gene Ontology annotation, cellular component: mitochondrion. Gene Ontology annotation, molecular function: oxidoreductase activity; molybdenum ion binding. NCBI's taxonomy places the organism in Eukaryota, Fungi, Ascomycota, Eurotiomycetes, Eurotiales, Aspergillaceae. Bases 89 to 1783 code for a protein of 564 amino acids. The transcript is spliced from 2 exons. The record is from RefSeq and is a predicted model, not a curated record.
CAGCCCACACCCACUCACUCUCUCCCCGCCAUACAACUAAGCAAAACAAGCCCUACUAGCGGGUUUGCAAGAGCAACCGUGCUUCGCAAUGGAGGUUACAGAGAAAUUAGACACGAAGAAUCGUCCCGAUGAAUGGUUGAUCGAACAGGGGAUGGCCGGCCACAAACUGCCCAUCCUCGACCAAAGUGGCGAAGAGACCGUCCACCGGUACCCCAGCGACCCCGCCCCGAUCACGCAGGAUCGAGCCGCGAUAGAAGCGAUUGGAGACCGGGACGAAUUGUUUGCCCGGGAGCGGGCAGGCUGGGUUGGAUAUGUCGAAUGGGAGAACUACCCGGAUAAGAAAGCCAAGGCGCACAAGAUCCUGACCUCGCAGACCUUCCCCAGCUCUCCCGACUAUCAAUUCGGACCCAUCCCGGGAACCAACCCGGUCUUGUCGGGCGACGACUUCAAAGCCUGGCAUGCCGCCAUCGGAGGCGAGCUGACGAGGGCCGCCGAUGACUCGUGGCGCAUCGUGCUGCAGGAGAAGCAUCCGGAUAUGCUGCAUCUGCUGCAGUUUCCCUACAACGGCGAGCCCCCGAAGCGGCUGACGACCGCGCAGCCUAUCACCCCGAACCCCUUGCACUUUGUGCGCAACCACGGCGGGAUUCCGCUGAUCGACAAGGAUCAGUACGAGCUGCAGCUCGACGGGUUGGUCCGGAAUCCGAAGACGUACACGCUGGAUGAGCUGAUGGACGAGAGUCGAUUCCCGCGCAUGGAGAAGACGGUUACCAUGCAGUGCUCGGGGACGCGACGGAUCGAGCAGAUCAACCUCUACAGUGGGCAGGGCGACGAGGUUCCGCAGGCCCCGUGGGCGGAAGGGGCGAUUGGGACCGCUCGAUAUGUCGGGAUCAGCAUGAAGAAGCUCAUCAAGGACGGCGGGGGGCUGGUCGACGGGGCCAAGCAUCUCGAGCUGUACGGGGCUGAAACCUACAUCAAGGACCUGCAUGCGAUGAACUACGUGGUCAGCGUGCCGUGGUCCAAGGUCAAGGCCAACGAGGUCAUGCUCGCGUGGGAGAUGAACGGAGAGCCACUCCCCAAGAUCCACGGGUAUCCGCUGCGCGUGGUGGUGUUCGGGUACAUUGGGGCGCGAAGUGUCAAGUGGCUCUACAGGAUCAAAGCCAUCCCAACGCCCUCGCUGGCUCCCGUGCAGAGUCGGGAGUAUCUGUACUGGAACCAGCAGAUCGGCAAGUACAACCUGCGUCCGAUCGAUGGCAUCCAGAUCCAGGAGAUGCCGGUCAGCUCGGCGAUCAUGACCCCUUGGCAGAACCAGGUCAUCAUUCACAAUGGAUCCAUCAAAUGCAAAGGCUGGGCGUACAGUGGGGGAGGCCGGUGGCCCGAGCGAGUGGAGCUCUCGGCGGAUGGAGGCUUCAAUUGGUAUGCUGUCAAGGAGGAGAAUCUGUCCAAAAAGGGCAAAUGGACCUGGCGGACCUGGGAGACUGAGAUCCCCUGCGAUGCAGAAGGGUGGAUCGAACUGGUCGUUCGCACCUGGGAUAAUGCGCUGAAUACCGAGCCGAUUGGCAUCCGACAGACGUGGAACUGGGGUCUCCAUGUCACGAGCUCAGCGCAUCGGGUCAAGGUGUAUUCCGUCAAUAAGACUCGUGAGCAGACCCGAAAGCGCCUGGCUCAAUUCGAGGAAAUGGGCAUCCCACUUGCUCCCAUCACCAAAUAUGAGGUGGUGUCAGGGCUGAGCGAUGAGGAGUUGCACGCGUACUGGAAGGCUCAUCCCCGUGAUGUCGAUGAUUGAUGACAGGAUAGGACUGUGGCCACAGUUUCAGUCUUUCCUGAGCAUUGCGCGAACUGUCCGUCCGUAGGAAGUUGGUUAUUUUGACGAACCUGAGAAGGUAAACGAACGUUAUAGCAUCAAUGAAAGAAGAGUUCAAUACUGCUGCGUCUAGAAUGCUAAGGUAUACG